CAUCUCCUGAUGCUUUUCUAUCUCAUUCCCUUCUCCCGAUCAGUUAUUUUGUUUUGUAACCGAUCAAGUGACACGGACAAGACGGAGACCACAACCCUCCAAAAGCAGCGAUGGCAGACACAAGCCGCAAAGCAGAGACAAUGGAUAUCCUGGGACAUAGCUGUUCCAAUGCGGAUGAGUUAACCAAUGAUCACUACCUUAAAAAGGGUGCGAUCCUGGUGGAUGGCGUGGUCUUGAAUGGGCCUCUUCUGGAUGCAAAAGCAGGAGAGAAGUUUGUUGAGGAGGCAUUCCCAAUCAUCAUGGAAGAUGCCAUAAAGAAAGCAACUGAUGUCAAUGAAAAGGUGUGUGAAUGGCAGCCUCCAGAAGAGCUGAUGAAACUUCUUGACCUGGAAUUGAGGGACACAGGAGAAUCUCAUCAUCAGCUGCUACAACGUUGUCAGGAUGUUAUCAAGUAUAGUGUGAAAACAGAGAAAAUUUAAUCUCUGGUGCUGAAUUAACAGAUUACACUGGCAUCAAUACAGGGAAAGAACAAAUCAGCCAGGGAUGCAGAUGGAAC
Messenger RNA from Rhincodon typus (whale shark), 556 nucleotides. Its product is annotated as acidic amino acid decarboxylase GADL1-like. The transcript is spliced from 4 exons. Gene Ontology annotation, cellular component: cytoplasm. Gene Ontology annotation, molecular function: carboxy-lyase activity. The record is from RefSeq and is a predicted model, not a curated record. The coding region runs from base 111 to 479 and encodes 122 amino acids. Lineage: Eukaryota; Metazoa; Chordata; Chondrichthyes; Orectolobiformes; Rhincodontidae.